AUGGCAGGUCGAGCAUCAGCCUCAUCCUCCUCACCAUCCUCUUCACGUCCCUCCAGCACCCCCUACACCACCUCACGCCGGCCCACGCCCUCAGCAGCCCGCUCAUCAGGCCUCUUGAACAAUACUCACAACGACGACCAAGAUGACCCAAUCACUCCCACUCCCACUACCGCCACAAUCACCAGCAGCGACGCCGGCGAGCUCCUGUUCCCUACCAUCCGCUAUCCUCACAGCAACAGCAACAAUAACAACAAUGCCAGCAACCGCAACAGCAUGCGCUCCGUUGGCUCACGCGUGUCGCUGCGGGAGCAAUUCGCCACUACGCGGCAGGAGUACGAGUUCGGGUUCGACGACGCCGCGUCUUUCAUCACGCACAGCGAGGACGGCGAUUUUGACAGCGAGGACAGCUAUGGGAGGGGUGCAAGCGAGGACGACGCGCUGAGGGGGAACGAGGGAGGGAGUGGCAGCCUGGACAGCGUCUUUGUCGUCGUCCCUCCGGCCCCUGCUGCUACUGCUGGUGCUGCUACUGCUGUGCCGCCGCCAGGUGAUGAGGAUGGCAGUGGUGGUGGUGUCGGUGGUGGUGAUGCAGAAGAGGGGACGACGACGACGAGGAGGAGGAAGGCGAUGGUGCGACGGACCCAUCGCGAGCUGCUGUGUCUGCCAGACGAGGAGGCGCUCUCGAGGGAGGACAUCAGGCGGGCGUAUUCCCGGCUGUGUGAAAUCCUGCGUUCACGAGAGGUGCCGCCGCGGUCUCGUGGGGUGGCCGAGAGGUGGCUUGGCCAAGUGAAGACUGCGUUUGAGGCGCUGAUCGGGGAGCGUGGAAGCCAGGAUUACGCCUUGGACCAGGCGAGUACAGAACAUGACGACGAGCUCGAUGGCGAAGACGAUAGCGUCGGCGACGAGGACGAGGCACAAAAGGAUGACGAGGAGGAGAGCACGGCUGCCACAGUACCGGAACCUCAGCUGCUCAGAAAGCUACGCCAGCAGCAGGAGCAGACAUCAACAGAAAUUGGCAUCCAUCUCCACGGGCCUCGCAUCCAUCCAUCAUCAAGGUCUAGACGAAACUUGCCUCGACUGCAGUUCCCAGCCACCCUAUCCCUAACCCAAACCUCCACCACCGCCCUCCCCUCCAUCAGCCGAUUCCUGGCACCACGGUCCCAGAGGCUCCUGAACUCGCUCAGAGACCUAUCGACCCGAGGAGACAAGCAGCAGCAGCAGCAGCAGCAGCAGCAGCACGACCAGCGCGUGCUCUAUUACGCCCCCACAAAAGUCACCACCGCAGCCUCCCUCCUCGGCUCCACCCCGGAUCUCAGCCCUACUCCUGUCUCCUUCGCCUCCUUCACCUCACCCUCCUCCUCCUCUCCCGGCCCCUCCGUUGCCGUGGGGCUCCCCCGCCCCCAGCUCAUCAACAACACCAUCCUACCCGACCACUUCGCCAGGGACCGGCCCAUGAAGUUGUGCUCCAUGUUCCUCGCGCCCCUCGUCAACAUCAGGCUGCGGCAGGAGCUCUUCCUCCGCGAGCCGGGCCUGUCGGAAGCUGCGCUGCGGGAGCUCGUCCCAGAUGCCGUGUUUGAGGUCGAGACGGAUGCGCUGAAUGCCGGGUCUCUGACGGUUCGGGCAUCAAGCACCCUGCGUCGCCCUGUUGCUGGUCCAGAGGGGAAGACGGCCGGGAGUGCUGCAGCCGAAGAAGAGAAGGAGACCAAGAAGAAGGAGCCGGUGCACGUCGAAGUGAGCGUGUCGUCCAGCCGAUCUCCGCUGUCCAAGAAAUCCGCAACACGCCUCGGCCUCGCAGUCCAUCAACACCUGCCUCGCUACGGCGCCACAGCCUUCGCCAGCCUAGACACCGGCACCUCGUCCCUGUGGGAGAUGCCGCCGCCGCCACCGUCUUCUUCAUCAUCUUCAUCAUCUUCUUCUUCUUCUUCUUCUUCUUCUUCUUCAUCAUCAUCAUCAUCAUCUUGGUGGCGCCCGCGAAAGGAGCCCGAGAAACACCCCGCCGUCUCGCUGCAGGGCUUCAUAGGCCAGCUGUCAAUGCUGCUCCGGCGCGGGAUCGUUCCACACAGCCCACCCACGGCAGAGAUCGGAUGGAGGUUCGGCGGCGGAGGCUCUUGUGAUGACACCCUGGGACUGGCGAUGGGCCGUCCCUUCACAACACAGGCGAGAAGUGGGCUGCGCCGGCUGCACGACGACAUGGACCUGGACGGGUCUGCUGGGGGGAGGCGGAGGGGGAGGAGGACCGAACCGUUGACCGUCGCGUGUGCAGCGACGGCAGGAGGAGGCCUUGCUGGCUACCUCCGAUACGGCAAAGAUGUCUUUUUCGCAUCUGCAUCUGCAUCUGCAUCAUCGCCAUCGCCACCAUCAUCAGCCUCUCGGGCAUCGACACGGUGGUGGAAGAAACACCUAAACUUCCGCCUGGAGACAGAGAUCACGACCCAGACGAGAGGGCGGGGCACCACCCACCUCGCCCUCCGCGGCGUCAAGAGGAUCGGGCGCUCAUCCAAGCUGGGCCUCGAGCUCGGCAUCUGCAGCAACCACAGCGCCGGCAUCACCUUGUCCCUCUACCUCUCCCGGCACAACGACAGGCUCGCCCUCCCCGUCGGGUUCUUGCCAACCCACCACCGCCUUCCCUCGUCUCCCCUGGACAAGCUUCUCUUCUGGUUGGCCCUCGUACCCCUCGCCCUUAGGGCGGUCCACGACUUCAAAUCAUCCUCCUCCUCCUCCUCCUCCUCCUCCUCCUCCUCCUCCUCCUCCUCCUCCUCCUUCUCCUCCAUCGUUAGUCGCGACGUCGACAGGAAAAGGACAGACCGCCACACCACUGCUGCCCUUACGAGAAACGCCGCCCGGCGCCGCGCCGAGGCGGAAGAGCUCGUCACCGCCCUGGAGCGCCCUGUUCUGCGCCGGCAGCAGACUCGGCUCAGGCGAGGCGGGCUCGUGAUCCUCAGCGCAAAGUACGGCGUUCUCAAACGCGACUCGAUACCGUCUAGAGCGGCGCUUGACCCCGGCUCGGCCAAGGUGGAGAUGGACGGGGAGGAUGUUGCGGACGUCACUGUUGCUGUGGCUGCGCUGGUGGAUGACGGCGACAAUCCUGACAAUAAUGUUGAUGAUGAUGAUGAUGAUGAUGAUGAUGAUAAUAGUAACGACGGAGGCAGGUUGUAUAUCCCUGCAGGUCUGCGAAAGAGCAGGCUGUUGGGCUUCUGGGAUCCGAGGCCGGGGAGGACCAAGGGCUUGGUGGUGAGAUAUGUCUUUGGUGGAAAGGAGAGGGUGAAGGUGGUUAUGGGACGGGAGGAGUUGAGAUUGCCUUGA
Molecule: messenger RNA, 3300 nt
Organism: Cryphonectria parasitica EP155
Lineage: Eukaryota; Fungi; Ascomycota; Sordariomycetes; Diaporthales; Cryphonectriaceae
Exons: 1
Coding region: 1-3300 (1099 amino acids)
Biological process (GO): cristae formation
Source: RefSeq, a predicted model, not a curated record